Penicillium riverlandense is the source of this 1713-nucleotide messenger RNA. Its product is annotated as xylulokinase. The record is from RefSeq and is a predicted model, not a curated record. The transcript has 2 exons. Gene Ontology annotation, cellular component: cytosol. Gene Ontology annotation, biological process: D-xylose metabolic process; xylulose metabolic process. Lineage: Eukaryota; Fungi; Ascomycota; Eurotiomycetes; Eurotiales; Aspergillaceae. Gene Ontology annotation, molecular function: D-xylulokinase activity. The coding region runs from base 1 to 1713 and encodes 570 amino acids.
AUGGACUCCCCCCUCUACAUCGGAUUCGACCUCUCGACCCAACAGCUCAAGGGGUUGGUCGUCAACUCCGAGCUCAAGGUCGUCUACAUCGCCAAGUUCGACUUCGACGCCGACUCCACCGGCUUCCCCAUCAAAAAGGGCGUUAUCACCAACGAAGCCGAACAUGAGGUCUACGCGCCGGUCGCACUGUGGCUCCAGGCCCUGGAUAGUGUCCUCGACGACUUGAAACGCCAGGGCCUCGAUUUCCGUCGGGUCAAGGGUAUCAGUGGCGCCGGACAGCAGCACGGCAGCGUAUACUGGGGCCAGGAUGCCGAGCGACUCCUCAAGACCAUGAAUCCGGCCAAGAAACUCGAGGAGCAGCUGCCGGAAGCUUUUUCGCACCCGUAUAGUCCGAAUUGGCAGGACGCAAGCACCCAGCACGAAUGCGACGAGUUCGAUGCCAUGCUAGGUGAUCCGGAGCAUCUGGCCAUGGCCACCGGCAGCAAAGCGCACCAUAGAUUCACCGGCCCCCAAAUCCUUCGCUUCACGCGAAAGCACCCCGAAGUAUAUCAGAAGACAUCCCGAAUUUCGCUCGUCUCUUCGUUCCUGGCCUCGCUCUUCCUGGGCCGUGUGGCUCCCUUUGAUAUCUCCGAUGUCUGCGGUAUGAACUUGUGGAACAUCAAGCAAGGCGCCUACGACGAGACCCUUCUCCAGCUCUGCUCCGGCAAAUUUGGCGUCGAGGACCUCAAACAGAAACUCGGCGAGGUGCCCGAGGACGGCGGCCUACACCUGGGCCCAGUCCAUUCGUACUUUGUGGAGCGCUUCGGCUUCAGCCCGGACUGCACGGUCAUCCCCGCGACCGGCGACAACCCGGCCACUAUCCUGGCGCUGCCCCUGCUGCCAUCGGACGCGAUGGUGUCUCUCGGCACGUCGACGACCUUCCUCAUGUCUACGCCGGCCUACAAGCCGGAUCCCUCCACCCACUUCUUCAACCACCCGACCAGCCCCGGCUUGUACAUGUUCAUGCUCUGCUACAAGAAUGGCGGACUCGCGCGCGAAAAUGUCCGGGAUGCCAUCAAUGAUGUUCUCCAGGACACCCCUGCGCAGCCCUGGGCCAAUUUCGACCAGAUCGCGCUACAGACGCCGGCACUCGGCCAGCGGAACCCAUCCGACCCCAUGAAGAUGGGCCUCUUCUUCCCCCGACAUGAGAUCGUGCCAAAUCUGCGCCCGGGACAGUGGCGCUUCAACUAUGACCCGACCACUGGCAAGCUGCAAGAGACGACGGACGGUUGGGCUACGCCCCACGACGAAGCCCGUGCCAUCGUGGAGAGCCAGAUGCUCUCGCUUCGUCUCCGGUCGCACGGCCUGACCCAGAGCCCCGGCGAGGGCAUUCCUGCUCAGCCACGCCGGGUCUACCUGGUCGGGGGCGGAUCUAAGAACAAAGCCAUUGCGGAGAUUGCCGGGCAGAUCCUCGGCGGCAGUGACGGGGUGUACAAGCUCGAUGUGGGUGACAAUGCGUGUGCCCUCGGGGCUGCCUAUAAGGCUGUGUGGGGCAUCGAGCGCCAGCCUGGACAGACCUUUGAGCAACUGGUGGGCCAGCGGUGGAAUGAGGAAGAUUUUAUUCAGAAGAUUGCCAAUGGCUACCAAAAGGGCGUAUUUGAGCAGUAUGGCAAGGCCGUCGAGGGCUUUGAGAAGAUGGAGCAGCAGAUCUUGCGCCAGGAGGCCGCGCAGUAA